GAUUUAUACAGGAUCUACCUGGUGAUGUGACAUCCGUUGGUCUUUAUAAGUGUUCGAGUACAUCUACAACUACUGGUAUUUCAACAUCGGCAGAUGUAACAAUUCUCUCAAAAGACAGACAUUUUCAACCAACUGACGGCCGUCUCACGAAAACGAUUUAUCCAGGUGACGACAUCACACUUUCAGUUUCUACCAUGGAUACGUACACAGCUGGAGAAGAUGAAAUCCGAUGGAGGACCUUCUCAAACCUCGCUGAAGGAUCUUUGUCUCCAGAGGGAGACGGGACUCUGACCUAUACCAUUCGAUCGGCGACGAAGAGAAAUGCUGAUAUCUACGGAAUGGUUCAAAACGGCAUGGUUGAAAAUCUAAUGUACAGCUUGAUUCGCGUCAUUGUCAGUGAUUGUCCGAGUGGCCGAUGGAACAUCCCACCCUGUGAUCGUCUGUGUGAUAAUUGCUACAAUGGAGGGAUUUGUCAUCCUCAAUCAGGAACCUGUAUCUGUCCUCCAGGAUUCAUGGGCAAAAACUGUCUGACUGCAUGCGAUGAAAAUCGUUUUGGAUGGGAGUGUGAACUUGAAUGUGGUGCUGGGAAUGCUCUAGAAGCCUGCAGUGGAAGCCAGGUGUGUCUACCCGAUCCAUAUGGAUGCAACUGCCUGGCUGGUUUUACAGGAAUAAACUGCGACGAACAAUGCUUUCCGGGUAAGUUUGGUGUUGACUGCUUUCAAGAUUGCCACUGUGUAGGAGGCAUGCCAUGUGACGCCUUCACGGGAAGAUGUGAGGGAGACUGUGAGGAUGGUUGGUCAGGAGAAGGGUGUCAAGUUCCCCCUGUCUGUCCAGUCGGUUAUUUUGGAAUAAGUUGCACAGAGUUAUGUAACUGUCCUGAGUACUCGAAAUGUGAGAAGGACUCUGGUUUCUGUACAUCAUCGGGAGGACAAUGUGAGAUUGGCUAUGUUGCUGAGUCUCCACAGAGACCAGAUGGAUGUGUCAGAUUUUCCGGAUGUUUCGAGUCUUGUUCUAAGACAUGUCACUGUGCUGGUGGUGUCGAGGACUGUAACCAGGUGACCGGGACGUGCUCUCAAGGUACAUGCGAUCCACGAUGGAUGGGAGACAAAUGUCAAACGGAUCGCUUUAGCAUUUCACGAGCAAAAACCAACCCAGGUGUUGCGAUGUUUUUCUGCAUAUUUUCUACCGACACAAGUGGCAACAUCCCUUCCAUUAAGGCUACUGUGGGGGAUUUCUCAAUGGAAAACUGGGAAAACGCACAGGCCGCAAAUACUGCUACCGAUCAAUCUUCAGUUCAAUCAUACUUUUCGUUUUCCGUUAAUGUCAACGGAAAUCAACCCAUCUACUGUUUUAUUGGCACAUCAACAAGUGACAUUGGAUUUGCUUUUAUCAGAUUGCCACUGCCUGAAACAUUCGUUCUCCCGGUCUUCAACAAGGCGCCUGAGGUAGCAGAACUAGGUUUCAACUAUGUCAUCAUUGCUUGGGAUUCUUGGAACGGUAAUGUUGAUGUUGGUGAAGGUCCUAUCAUUGGGUACAAGGUCUACGUUACUACUUCAGAUGGGAACGAAAGAAACACCUUCAUAGCAUCCUCAGGGGCUCUGAUGGAGAUGGAAUCCUCGGGGAUUGUAUCUUCAAGGAAGAGAAGACAAGAAGAUGAAGGGCUACUGAUGUACAACGUAACUGGUCUGGGUGAUGGUCAAGCAUAUGAGAUUCAAAUUUCAGCAGUUCGUGAGGGACUUAACGGUGAAGGAGAGAAAGGACCUGCUCUGAGUGUUACAACUCUGAAGAUAGCACCCCCUCCUGUCUCUUCUGCAAUUGGCGCCAGCGUUGGUGGGGCAGUAGGAGGAAUAAUCUUCGUUCUACUGCUUAUUGUCAUCGUCAUCAUUGUAGUAAGGAGGAGAAGACGCAAAGUACCGACCAGGACUAGAGAGAACAAACCAGAUCCUUACAUGGAUCUAACACCCAGACCCGAGGCAGACACGACAUACCAGGAGAUGGAUAUCACCUCCACGGCUUCAUCGAAAAGACCAGAAGAAAGACGUCUACCAUCAUCGAACCUGAUUUAUGAGAACCAGAAUGUUGCGCAAUUUGCAAACGAAAUAAAAGGUGAUGUCGAUUAUGAGACUGUAGAUUAAGACAAUUGGAAGCUUCAGAGAAACACAAUAUGCUUUUCAGCAAUUUUUCGUCUCUUGAUUUCCAUCUACAGAGAACAACACCAAUGAAUUAAUUCAGUUAUUAUCAGGCUUUUGAAAGCGAGUAUUGCUUUUAUAACAAGUCUUAAUCAAAUGAUACUAAUCAUUGGCAAGGGUAACAGUAAAAAAAAAAGCAAUACUUUUACACAAAACAUUUUGAAAAGUUAUGAAGAAUAUAGCCUAUUGUAUUUAAUGAUACAGGUAUAUUCUUAGUACUGUACUGUGCCUGUACUGCUUUGAUAGGAAUUUUGGAUAAAAUCUUGUUUACCAUGCCGCAGGUCCUUUAACUAGCUAUAAAACAGACGCCAUUGUUAGAAAUAUUGUAUAUACCGUACGUCCCAGAAAAAACGAAACCGAGAAUUAUCGAUGUUUUAACCUAACUUAAUCGCAAUUAUAAUUAAUAAAUGGCACAUAUUCGUAAAGCUUAGAUCCUCUUCUUUCAUUUGAUGCAACUCAUAUGAUACAUAUGUCACGCAUGAGAGAUUGAAAACAAUUUUAAGAGAGGAAAUCAAAAAAUCAUUUGGCGGGCGGUAUCUGAAUUUCAAAGAGAAUAUCACAUUUCUAGGAAGUUCAAUUUCUGACCUUUCAUAAAUUAUGACACCUCAAUCAGGAAAAAUGAGCCAGGAAGAACAAAGUUCCGUUUGUUUAAAAUAAUGCUUGCAUUUCCAUAAUUUGAUUAGACGAGUUCGUUUUCACUGGCUGCCUGCCGUAGCAACAAACAGAGUUGACAAAAGACCUAACUCCGUCUCGUUGACGAUCAUCCAUGCAUCAAGUCUUUCGUCUUCUAAGCUUUACAAAUAUGUCACAUUUAUUCAUUAUAAUUGUAUAUUGCUAUAAGUUUUCCUACACGUAGUAGCGUUGUGUAUGUGAGGGAUAGAGGGUAUUAGGUUAUCGUCAUUGUUCUAGAACAUGUAUGUUAAAGACCGUCAAUGCUACUGAGCUAGAAGAGAUUAGACCACACAGCGAGGUCACUGACAGGUGGCUAUCUCAUUAACUCAGCUCUCAACUAACAUACG
Molecule: messenger RNA, 3208 nt
Organism: Strongylocentrotus purpuratus (purple sea urchin)
Lineage: Eukaryota; Metazoa; Echinodermata; Echinoidea; Camarodonta; Strongylocentrotidae
Exons: 11
Coding region: 195-2135 (646 amino acids)
Molecular function (GO): protein binding
Source: RefSeq, a predicted model, not a curated record